Molecule: messenger RNA, 2259 nt
Organism: Telopea speciosissima
Lineage: Eukaryota; Viridiplantae; Streptophyta; Magnoliopsida; Proteales; Proteaceae
Product: protein MICRORCHIDIA 6
Exons: 21
Coding region: 16-2154 (712 amino acids)
Cellular component (GO): nucleus
Molecular function (GO): ATP hydrolysis activity
Source: RefSeq, a predicted model, not a curated record
UUCAGUUUUGGUUUAAUGGUGGUGUCUCGAGGCCCCAGGAUGAGCUUUACAGAUUUCAUAGAUUUGAGUAGUGACGAUGAGGUUGGAGAGACAGGUACGAAAGCCAUUAAACAAGAGCAGGGUUCAGAGACAGGUGCGAAAGCUAUUAAACAAGAGCAGGAUUCAGUUAAGAGUAUGAAUCACCUAAAAGAGUGCUCUAAAGCCAAACAAAUCCAGCAUCAGAAACACAAUAUUCAUAGUACAAGACAAGACUCUGUAGAGAACAGAAGUUCAAGUGCUUUAAAUGGUGGUCAGUGUGUAGAGAACAGAACUUCAAGCGUUUUAAAUGCUGGUUCUAUACUGGAUCGAGGGGGUUCUCCAACUGAUGGCUCCAGCCUUUCUUCGGCAUCACCUGGAUGUUCUGUGUCACUUCGUCGGCAGUUUUGGAAAGCUGGGGACUAUGACAUCAAGCAGUCUUCUAAAACAUUAUUUCAGAGUGGGAAAAAUCAUUUACGGGUUCAUCCGAAGUUUCUUCACUCAAAUGCAACUUCACACAAGUGGGCUUUUGGUGCCAUAGCUGAGCUUCUUGAUAAUGCAAUUGAUGAGAUACAAAAUGGGGCUACCUUUGUCAUUGUUGAUAAAAUCUCAAAUCCACGAGAUGGAAGUCCAGCUUUGCUAAUUCGAGAUGAUGGAGGAGGGAUGGAUCCAGAUUCAAUGCGUCGGUGUAUGAGCUUUGGCUUUUCAGAAAAGAAAUCAAAAUCUGCCAUUGGACAGUAUGGAAAUGGCUUCAAGACAAGCACUAUGAGACUUGGUGCGGAUGUUAUUGUCUUCAGCCGACACAAGAAUGAGAGGAUAUUUACUCAAAGUAUUGGCCUCCUCUCUUAUACUUUCUUGAGACAAAUGGGUUAUGACAGAAUAGUGGUACCUAUGGUGGAUUAUGAGUUCAACCCAUCAAUUGGAACAUUAGGAACCUUACCUCGCUAUGGUGGAGAGCAUCUCACAUCCAAUCUGUCCAUGCUGCUGCAGUGGUCUCCAUAUACAACAGAAGCGGAGCUGCUGAGCCAAUUUAAUGACAUGGGACAUCAUGGAACAAAAGUUGUCAUUUACAAUCUAUGGUUCAAUGAUGAUGGAGAUAUGGAGCUUGAUUUUGAAUCUGAUCCUGAGGAUAUUCUAAUUAGGGGUGGUCAGAGAAAAGUUAGGACAGCUAGCCGCCAAUCUGCGACAAUAGGUGAACAACACAUUGCCAACCGACUCCAUUAUUCCCUUCGUGUUUAUUCAUCAAUCUUGUACCUGCGGAUACCACAGGAUUUCAGAAUUACACUGCGUGGUCGAGUUGUUGUGCAUCACAUUAUUGCUAGUGAUCUAAAAUUUCCUGAGUGCAUCGUCUACAAACCUCAAAUUGGUGGAAAGAUGGAGACGUCAAUCCUUACAACAAUAGGGUUCGUGAAAGAUGCUCCACUUGUGAAUGUCCAAGGGUUCAAUGUCUACCACAAGAACCGUCUUAUAUUGCCAUUUUGGCGUGUUACUCAGACCACCAGCAUUACUGGCAGAGGUGUUGUUGGCAUAUUGGAGGCAAAUUUUAUUGAACCUACUCAUGAUAAGCAAGAUUUUGAGAAGACUUCUCUUUUUCAAAAGCUCGAGUCCCGCUUAAAGCAGAUGACAGUUGAAUAUUGGCGUUUUCAUUGUGGAUUGAUAGGGUACAAAAGUUCUCAUGUGCCAGUGAUUCCCCAGGGCUCACCUCAAUCUGGAACACAUGGUUUUCAGACUGUUGUGACGAAUCGUGGUUUCUCUGCUAUUGAUAAUCCAAGAGUAGCUUCUGCAGGUGAAGCCCCUCAAGGUUUACCCAUAAAAAGGAAGGAUCAUGAUCAUAUGGUUGAACAAGAGCGCAUGAAAGCACAAGCAAGGUCAAGAGAAAAUGUAAUUGAUACCAGGAAGAAUAGGUUAACACAGCCUGAGAAUUAUAUUGAGAAUCAGGAGCAAGAUCAAGAGUCCAUUAGUCUGAUACAAGAAAACAAGAAGCUCCGGGCACAGUGCUCAGAAUACGACAGAAGGGCAGAACGACUUUUUCUCAAGGCGCAACAGCUCAGAAGUGAGCUAGAAGAGGUCCAACGUGAGUACGCAAGGCUUUUGGCUGAAGCACAAGCAAUAGAUUCAGUAAAGGUGGAGAACAGGUGAAAUGGUGGUUUUUUGCAUAGGCGCAACUUCUCAGAAGUGAGCUAGAAGAGGUCCAACGUGAGUAUGUAAGCCUUUUGGCUGAAUCACAAGCAAUGGAUAUAGUAA